This is a messenger RNA of Eutrema salsugineum, 1165 nucleotides long. RefSeq lists its product as uncharacterized. The transcript is spliced from 2 exons. The coding region runs from base 245 to 751 and encodes 168 amino acids. The record is from RefSeq and is a predicted model, not a curated record. NCBI's taxonomy places the organism in Eukaryota, Viridiplantae, Streptophyta, Magnoliopsida, Brassicales, Brassicaceae.
UUGACCUUCUAUGGUUUGAGAAGCAGAAGAUCACUGCUCCAUCAGAAUUCCGCCAUCAAUAAUUUGACAAAAAUAUUUUUGAUCCACUCUGUUUCAAGCUGUCACCAAAAAAUGUCUUCUUCUUCCUCUUCUUCUUCUUCUUCGUCGCUUAAACCCAUUACAUUAAUAUAGUUUCCUGAUAACGAUCAAACAGAUCGGCAAAAACAAAACACACAAAAAAAAUCCAAUCGUGAAUUCAGGAGUGAUGCUUCGUAUCGCGAUUCUCUGUGUCGUGAUCGCCGCCGGGAUCUCGAUCUCGACGGCUACCACCGAGAACGAGUCAAUAUACGAGAUCCUCAAGGAGAACGGAUUGCCGUUGGGGAUAUUCCCGAAAGGCGUGAAAGAGUUCAACUUCGACGGCGAAACGGGACGAUUCUCGGUUUAUCUGAACCACUCGUGCGACGCCAAAUACGAGACAGAGCUGCAUUACGACGCCAAUAUUACCGGAACGAUAGGUUUUGCUCAAAUCGGGGAUUUGUCGGGGAUCUCGGCGCAAGAGCUAUUCUUGUGGUUUCCGGUCAAAGGAAUCCGAGUCGACGUGCCCAGCUCUGGACUUAUAUACUUCGACGUUGGUGUUGUUCGCAAGCAAUAUUCCCUGUCUUUGUUCGAGACUCCCAGAGAUUGCGUUGCGGUUCGUCGUGAAAACGAGGUUCAGUCUUCUAUGUUGGCAUUGUAUCAAGUAGAUCAAACUCUUGGGAGAAACAUUAUUUAGCCGGAGUUUAAAGAAAUGUUGUUAUACUAUACCAGAAAGAUAGACAGAUGUUCUCAUCAAUUCUUGAAGAUACUUGUACUGUUUUGGUCUCAAAAUCUUAGGCAUGAUGAGUCAAGGUCAAAUGCUUCAUUCUUUCCCUUCCCCAUUUCUAGUUUUGUUUCUGUAUUGCGCGGGGACUGAGAACUGAGAGAAUCUGUGAGCGGAAGUUACAUGGAGAGACAAAAAUAUCUCUGGUUUAUUCGGAAAAGAUGUUGAAGGAAUGGUCCAUAUUUGGUUGAAGUGAUUGAUGGUAACUGUGAGUUGAUAAAUGUUUUUUUUUUUUAAAUUGUAUUUUGGUGUCAUGUCUAAACAGCUAUUAUAUCCUAUAUAUAGCCAAAUAAUUGUUAUAUAAAACUGACAAUCAUUUCCCAUUCA